Molecule: messenger RNA, 258 nt
Organism: Tetrahymena thermophila SB210
Lineage: Eukaryota; Ciliophora; Oligohymenophorea; Hymenostomatida; Tetrahymenidae
Exons: 2
Source: RefSeq, a predicted model, not a curated record
AUGACAAACCAAUCUCUUUUUUAUCACUUUCUCAAUUUAUACUAUUUUUAGCAACAAAUAAAUCACCUCUAACACCACAACUACUUUAUAACAUCAAAAGAAAGGAAGGAAAAAAACUGUAAAAUAAUAUAAAAAUAUUUUCAGAUAAGUCUUAAUAAUUGUAUUUCUAUUCAUCUGAUUGAACUAAAAUAUUAUUUCAGUAGUAUUUUAAAAUAAAAUAUUAUUAUUAUGCGAUAAAAAUAUUAAACCUGUCUGUGA